GACGUGGGAACGUUGCUACAAGACCCUGCCGUCAACAAGCUCCUCACCAUGCUAACCAACCAGCCUGGUCUGUUCACUCAGGUCGCCAAUUCAGCUGCUGCAGUCGCCGACACUUCAGCAGCAUCAAACAACGACGACUCGGUCUCCGAUACCAGCGUCGUGGAAGUCGUGCCGCCACUUCAAGAAGGUCCCCAAGACAACUAG
Messenger RNA from Seminavis robusta, 204 nucleotides. The record is from the annotation of a GenBank genome assembly. Lineage: Eukaryota; Bacillariophyta; Bacillariophyceae; Naviculales; Naviculaceae.